Molecule: messenger RNA, 613 nt
Organism: Phlebotomus argentipes
Lineage: Eukaryota; Metazoa; Arthropoda; Insecta; Diptera; Psychodidae
Product: cytidine deaminase-like
Exons: 2
Coding region: 60-500 (146 amino acids)
Cellular component (GO): cytosol
Molecular function (GO): zinc ion binding; cytidine deaminase activity
Source: RefSeq, a predicted model, not a curated record
CGUGGCGAUAAACCUUGUUUAGUCAAUCACGAGCUCUCGAGAGGAGAAGUACACAAACAAUGGGCGACAGCGACAAAGUCACGACGGUAGAGUUUAAGACUCUGAGCCCGGCCAAUCAGGAGCUCAUCGAGGCGGCAAUCGAGGUGAGGAAGAAGGCCUACUGUCCGUACAGCAAGUUCGCGGUGGGAGCGGCAAUUCGGACGCCCUGCGGGCGCAUCUUCACUGGCUGCAACAUCGAGACCAGCACCUACACGCCGUGCAUCUGCGCCGAGCGCACCGCCGCGGCCAAAGCCAUCAGCGAGGGCUUCCGCGAGUUCAGUGCAGUGGCCGUGGUGGGUCAGCAGGAGAAGUCCUUCACGACACCCUGUGGCGUGUGUCGUGAAUUCUUAUCGGAGUUCGCCGAUAAAGACAUCACAAUCUACGUAGCCAAACCGGCUGCCGUCAAUGUGAUGGUCACGUCGCUCUUCCAGCUGCUGCCCCAUCGCUUCCAGUGGUCCUAGUGCACCUGCAAUGGGCACACGUUAGCACAGAGCCUAUUCCAAAGAGUUGUUCUUUUCCUACCUGCUGACGAAUGGAUUUUUUAUGAAAUAAAAAAUCACUGUUGCGAUCAAGA